Puccinia graminis f. sp. tritici CRL 75-36-700-3 is the source of this 1122-nucleotide messenger RNA. RefSeq lists its product as uncharacterized. The transcript has a single exon. Lineage: Eukaryota; Fungi; Basidiomycota; Pucciniomycetes; Pucciniales; Pucciniaceae. Bases 1 to 1122 code for a protein of 373 amino acids. The record is from RefSeq and is a predicted model, not a curated record.
AUGACUGACUCGGCCACUACCGGUCACUCCUUCAAACACUUCACCGAGAAGCUCAACACCGAGAACUUUGCCACAUGGCGACGUGAGAUGUUCACUGCUCUCAGUUAUCUUAACCUAGACCAAUACAUUCUAAAGGAAAAGGAUAAGAUAACCUCUAAAACUGAUUACGAUGAGAAGGCAAAACAAACCACCAACCUCAUCCGCAUGCACCUAGACGGGGAGAAUUUCUCCAGAUUCGUCGACGAUGACCUUGAAGAAUACAAGCCCAAAGAGCUGUGGGACUCCAUCUGCCAACACUACGCCACCAAAUCAUUAGAGAACGCGGCCAAGAUCAUGGAGAAGUUAACGACUUAUGACUUCUCAGUCGGAGAUACCUUUUCCACCAUCAAGGAUUUUCGAUCGACUUUCCAAUUAUUCAUUGAAGUAACUGCCAAAAAGUUUGACAAAACGACUGUAGAAGCGCUCUGGAUUUUCUGGAUCCUGAUCAAACUCCCGACCUCGCUGGCUCUAUUCAAAACCCUAAAGUUCUCUGUUUUCGGCGACUCCAAGGCCACUUUCUCCAUGAGCACCUUCCUUAGCGAGCUGGAACGUGAACUCUUACGACAAGCCGAGCCAACAGCAACGGCCAAUGCACUUGCGGUGACCAAAAACCAGGUCAAAUCAAACCAACCCAAACAGGGCAACAACGGACAACGUCGCAAACGAAGAGUCUGUGAAAAUGGGGUCCACAACCCUGAGACAAGCCACUCGGCAGAAAAUUGCCAUCAACUACAUCCUGAGCUAGCCAUCGCCUAUCACCAGGCAGCCUUGGACCGUAUCAACGGAGCCGGUAUCAACCCCAAGUCAGGACUCAGCGUUAACCGAGCUGUGACGGAUGCCAUCGUACUGGACAGCGGAGCCUCCGGGCACUAUCUCCGGAAGAAGGAAUAUUUCAAUACCUUCACGCCCAUCGACUCAGCCGUUUUUGGGGCUAAUGGAGCCUCCAUUCCCAUCGUAGGGGUGGGCAAAGCAGUGAUCCACACUGCUUCCGGACCGCUAGAAAUCGCCGAAGCCUACUUAGCUCCCGAUCUAGAGAUCGUUCGUUCGUACUCGGGUACCUGUUGGUACCUAGGUACCUGUUAA